CCGUCAGUUGGCGCCGCUCCAUUUUUCACCUCCUCGUCGCGCCCGACGUCGUCAACGAUCCAUACCGGACGCACACCAUCACCGUCCGUGCCUUUUCCUGAUCUUCCAUGUCUGAACCGGAAUUGGCGUACAUGAUGACGGACUCGAACGACGGCUUUGAUCUUCCCCGCUGGCAGUCCGAUAUCGACCCGCUCUCUUCCUCCGCCCAGGCCGCGCACGCUGCCCAGGCCUCCUACCUCUACUCACCCGGCGGUGCCCAGCAGCCGCAGCAGCAGUUGUCCGCGACUUCGCCCCAGCGCCUCCACGCGUCUCCCCCAAGCUCGUCAUCGCGCCAGCCGCCGCGCAUCUCUCAGAUCAUGGAGCAGGGACAGCCGAUGUACUUGGGCCAGGGGCUUGGUCAAGGCCAGCUCUCCCGCAGCGCUUCCCUUGGCGCAAGCGCGCACCGGGCCCCGCGAAGACAUCAUCAGCCAGACGAUCUGGAGGGCGCCUUUCACGGCGACGGCCAGGGCAUGGGCACGCAGCGUCAGCAGAUGCAGGGAUCCCAGAACGCCUUCUAUCCCCCUGCCAUCGGAUAUCCAGCCCAAUCGUCCCUCACCGCCCCGAACUCUGCCGUCAACACACCUUUGGCGCCCCCAGAGGCGUACGGAGACAUGUACUAUGCGGGCGGAAACGCGCCACCAAAGUCGGCCCCCGAUCCAGGAGCUGCGUCAAACUCGUCACCGUACUCGCCCGCAGGACCGUACGCCUACCCAUCCCAACCCGAUCAGCGCCAGGGCUACCACUCCCACUCCCGGACGCACUCUAGCGUCAACGUAAAACGCGAACCUAUGACGCCUCCCGUCGCAUCGCCGUACUCCCCGCAGAAUCCCACGCAGAAAUCGUCUGGCGUGUAUUCGCCGGCCGGUUACUCUAUGGAGACGACCAGCCCGGCCCCGGGCAUGCAAUCGGCGCUCGGUGUGCACACGCCCAUCAAGCAGUCCUUGUCCAGUCCCACCACGCCGCUUUCGUUCAUGAAUCAGCCAGGGAGCGCGUCCUACUAUCAGCAGGACAACGCCAUGGUCGUUGAUCCUCCAUCACAUAAGCGACGCUCGCAGGGUCUUCGUCGGGUAAAUGGUGCGAGCGAUCUGCAGCCGCGACUGGACGUCCCGCCUGCAGGAAGAAGAAUGGCGGCUGAUGGGACAUAUCUCUCGCCCCUUCGUCAGCUCACUAC
Molecule: messenger RNA, 1210 nt
Organism: Schizophyllum commune H4-8
Lineage: Eukaryota; Fungi; Basidiomycota; Agaricomycetes; Agaricales; Schizophyllaceae
Exons: 3
Source: RefSeq, a predicted model, not a curated record